Molecule: messenger RNA, 3177 nt
Organism: Nerophis lumbriciformis (worm pipefish)
Lineage: Eukaryota; Metazoa; Chordata; Actinopteri; Syngnathiformes; Syngnathidae
Source: RefSeq, a predicted model, not a curated record
AUGCUCAUCAACCUGACUCUCGGCGUCAAGGAAUCUCGUGCCUUUCAUGGAACAGUGCCUCCUCUCCCGGCCGACCCUGCGCCCGUGCAAGUGAGAGUCAUGGAUUCAUGCACGGUGGCGGGGCCUGUCACGGCACCCCCGCCGCCGCCGCCACCUCCACCUCCCCCGCCACCACCACCCGCUUCCUCCUCGCCAGUGAGCCGGACUGACAGCGCUCGUCGAAGCCGACUGAGGAAACUCAAUUGGGAGCGUAUCCCCAAAGAGAAGGUAGAGGGACGAAAGAGCGUUUGGAGGCAGCCAGGCAGCGAGGAUGAGUUCCCCAUAGAUUUGCACUCUCUGGAUGAGCUUUUUGGCCAGAAGGACAGUAAGACUCAGGACAGGAGCGCCACGCUGAGACGAAGGUCUGCUCUGUUACGUUGCAGAACUCCCCAAGACAGUCCAGAGGAGAUCUCGCUACUUGACUCCAAACGCAGUAUGAACAUUGGGAUAUUUCUUCGCCAGUUCAAAAUGCCGGCUAAAGAGAUAGUUGAAGAUAUCAGGCAUGGGGCUGGGGACCGUUACGGAGCAGAGAGGCUCACAGAGCUCUGCAAGCUGCUCCCCGAUAAUGAGGAGGAGUCUCGCCUGAGGAGCUUCAGCGGAGAACGUAGCUGGCUUGGAGAGCCUGAUCUUUUCAUGCUCCUGCUGGUGGAAGUCCCCAGUUUUCGCCUACGUUUGGAUGCCAUGAUCCUGCAACAAGAGUUUGACCCUGCUCUGACCUCUCUGUGUGUGGCAGCCAGAUGUCUGAGGGAGGCGGCCAGAGAAUUGCUGAGCUGUCCUGAAUUACACUCCAUCCUCCGUUUGGUGCUUAAAGCAGGGAACUACAUGAAUGCUGGUGGCUACUCAGGGAAUGCGGCUGGAUUCAGAAUUUCAUCAUUGCUUAAACUGGCUGAUACCAAAGCAAACAAACCCGGAAUGAAUUUGCUUCAUUUUGUAGCUAUGGAAGCUGUGAAGAAGGAUCAGAGUUUACUCUCAUUUCCUAGCCAACUGGGCCAUGUUGGCUCCGCCUCCAGGUUGUGCGAGGAGUCUGUGUUGGAGGAUUUAUCAAAGUUAAAAAGCAGAGUACUGGCGCUGAAAACAAAUGUCCUGACGGAGCAAGAGAUUUUGCAACAUACACAGCCUUUCCUAGAGGUGACAGAGGAACGUCUAAAGGAAGCAGAGGAUGAGGUUGAGGGCAUGAGGAUGUCAAGUCGCGCACUGGUGGAUUUUUUCUGUGAGGACGACAGCACGUUUAAACUAGAGGAGGCCUGUAGGGUCUUUGACUCGUUUUGCCAGCGCUUCCAAAAAGCUGUCAAGGAGAAUUCAGAGCGUGAGUUGAAGGAACAGAAACGUCUGGAACGUCAGAGACUGAUCGUGGAAAAGCGUCGCUCUGUAGCAGUCUGUACAGGUCUUGACUUGGGCCUCAGUAUGGCGAGAGAACCUCACAAUCUUGAAAACCAGGAUGAUCUGGAGAGAAUCCUGGAGAAGAACUUAAGCUAUACCUGGAGCCGUCGCAGCCUUAGAAGUUAUGACACGCGUAGGUACUCCCACCAUCUGCCCAGCGACAAAAGCUUCCCAGAGCUAGGGAGCAGCCCGACGCCAGUCAGCUGCCACUCAAACAGCUCGUCCGACCAGGAGACAUCCGCUGUUCUUUGUAGCUCUCCAGAGACAGAUGGCUUUUGUUCUCCAGUUGGUCAAGGAAGUGUUUUAGAUACAGAAAACAGAGGUCAGUUAAACCAGUACCUAGCAAUAGAUGAUCAAAAAUCUCAGGUUGGAUCAUAUUCACAACAUGGUCGUUGUUUCACGGUUGGGUCAGAGAGCAUUCAUCAUCAAAUACAGACAUCAGAAAAGACUGGACUUAUAGAAGAGGAGUCAGUGUCACGUAAGCAGAACGUUAUGAAGAAUACUGAGUUUUCAUCCAACUGCUGCCAGAAUGCUGCUGCUAUGAAUACAGAUACCAAAAGCAAGAACCCCGGUCAUAGACAGAGUUUUGGAAUUCCCUUGACUGACAAGAAUAAUUCUCUUAACAAGCUUAAUAGUUGUCGUACUGAUGGCGCUGAACCUCCGUCUGCUCACAAGACUGGAAUACUACAAAGUGAGAUCUGUGCCGCAUCGCUGAGAUAUCGAAGAUUUCAGAAAGAAUCAACUGUUAAUGCAAGGGAUAAAGUAGAGUUGCAGCCAUUAAACAGAGGGAUUAAAGCAAGUGCUACUAUGUCUGGGACUAAUGAAGGUCUGAGGAAGCAGAUCAAAACUGAAGGGUUGUUAACUCCUGCUGAGGCCAAAUGGAUGCCGUCCAGCCUACCAGAGUUCAGCCAGUCACACCCGGAGGAGAACUCGGAUGUGUUGAGUUCUGAGAGGGAACUUGUUAGGUCAUACUCCCGUGUGGGGGAAACUCUGGAGUGUCACACUCUUGUUAAAGGCCUCCGGUCGUAUGACUCUCUGUCACCACCAACAUCCCCACUCCCGCGACCAGGACCGAGUCUAUGCUCUAAGUGGAGAAAAGAAAGGGAUGUCGAUGAGGCAACUCCAGCUUCUCUGUCGUUAAAGGAGGAGAGUCGCACUUUAAAAGAUCCUGCGCGUAAUAGCAUCAGGGCUAAGAGAGGACCUAGCUUACGGGCAGCACCUGCCAAAACCGCAGCUGUUCCAAGGGUACGCCCAAAAACUGAGGCCACAAAUAGCACCCCAACUGCAUCCCCAAAUCACCCUGCAACCUCACGUUUGUCUUUGCGCCCGUCUCCAAUCACGCGGUCUGCUGCACUUCAUGCAGAUGUAAAAAGAAGUAGCAGCACACGAGAGAGACCACAGAUUGCGAAAGAGCCACAGACUCCUGGGAAGACACCCCUAACUAAUAGGACCUCGGACAGACCAACAACAGACAAAGUCUCAGGCAGACCCCAGUCAGCGUUUGUUAGAGGAAGUCUACUACGAGUGUCCAAACGAGUCGCCCCGAACUCUGAGACGAGACCUGCCAACAAGGCUCUCCCAGCCAACAGUCCGUCUUCUGCUACAGCCAAGACUAUACGUACGGGCGUCCUGCCUACAGCACGGAAUAAAAACACUAAAACCACAAACACGGGCACGUGUCCUACCUCUACACACCCUUCACGAAUUCCUGGACCCAAAAUGCCUCGACCUACUACAGCUCAGCCGAUGUGGAAGUAA